CAUAGCGCGCGCACGCUCCGAAAAGGCGGCAGAAAAGAAAAUGGCGCUCCCUGUCUUACAUUUAUUCGCGGGAAUUUUAUAUUUCUAUGCUUUGUGGUACGAUCAAAAAUAUGUGGAAGUUAAUUACGUGGAUGGAUUAGAUGGUUAUCCUUUUAAAAACCGAGUUCUUCUAUUAACAAUCUGGACACUGGCACUACAAGCACUGUACAUGACCACGGCAUUUCUCAAUGACGUCAUCGGCACCAAUGAAGUAUCUCCCAGAAAACCACCAGCAAUAAGACAAAUCAAGGACAUCAUAUUUGGUUUAGCAUAUCCCUCAGCUAUUUACGUGUCCAUAGCAUUUUGGGGCAUAUACCAUGUGCAGAAAGACCUAAUAUACCCUGAACAUAUAGAAAGGGCUUAUCCCCCUUGGUUAAACCACGUAAUGCAUACAAUUACUGCUGUACUCAUGAAUAUAGAGAUGUUUACAGCCAAUAUAGACUAUCCAUCAAAGACAAUCAACCUUUUAAUAGGGCAAGUGUACAUCAUUUCGUAUCUAAUUUGGAUAUUUAUUGUUUUUGCCCAAACUGGCCUAUGGCCUUAUGCAGUGCUCAUUCACGUGAAUUGGCCAACGAGAUUAGUUAUAAUGUUCGGAAGUUUUAUUUUAGGUAAUGUCUUUAAUGUAUUUGGUUGGACACUAAACAGAAAGCUAGCAUGUAAAGCAAAAAGUGCGUAGAUUUUGACUAGAAAGAAUUAGGGUAAUUUUGGGUAAUUUUGUGUUUAAAAAAUAUUUUUAAACAUUUUUAAAAUUUAACUAACUAGUUCUUCCGCAGAGGUGUUUUUCAUAUUCACUUAGUACCUACAAUAAAAGCAGUAAGUAUCCAUUAUCCAUAACUUUUACCAAAAAUACCAAAAUAAUGUUUAUAAAGAUAAGGUAGAUAACUUUAAUGUGAAUAAAACAGUUUUUUUAGCUUAA
Messenger RNA from Colias croceus (clouded yellow), 955 nucleotides. RefSeq names its product androgen-induced gene 1 protein-like. The coding region runs from base 41 to 715 and encodes 224 amino acids. Gene Ontology annotation, cellular component: membrane; endomembrane system. The transcript has 2 exons. The record is from RefSeq and is a predicted model, not a curated record. NCBI's taxonomy places the organism in Eukaryota, Metazoa, Arthropoda, Insecta, Lepidoptera, Pieridae.